GUUGCGGCGUCGCUUCUAGCAAUCCGCACAGUUCGCAUCGAGACUCCGAGCAGAGCGGCAGUCGCUCCAGUUGCAGUUGCAGAUAGAGAUACAAGUACAGAUACAUCUACAGAUAUAGAUACAGAAGCGGAUCGAGGCUAGCGAUACAAAAUAUAGCUUCUGCGGCCAACCUUAAAACUCAACCAGUGCCAGAAAAAGCAGUGUGAAAAUGCCGUUCCCCAUCCAUCCGCCCAAGCAGAUGCCCUGCCCCCACUGGCAGCACUUCCCCAUCAGUCCCGUGGACAGUAAGCCGAAUCCAUUCGACUCCGUGGGCGGAGCGGCGGCAGCGGCCACCCAGGUCAACAUAGGGGUUAACAAGCCACCGGAGCCGGUAUCCUAUCGCUAUUGCUUGCAGUGUAAGAACUCCGGUAAGGAGCCAUCGAACCCCGCAGACAGGGAGUAGUCCCAAAGCCAUGGAGGUGACCCAUCAGGUCAAGCAAUCAGCCAUCACCUGUAAUCAGCCACUUCAAUAGAGGACGCACUUGGAAAGCCAAUUAAAACGGAAAACAAUCAUAAUAAUCACAGAACAUAGUUUUGAUUUUAAGAGAUAUGACACAUGUUUCCUCCAUCCCAACCAAACAAACCACCUAAUUUUUUUUUCUGUGCUGCUACACCAAUUUUUCUAUAAAAAAUGAGCUGAAUUUAAAGGUUACGCAUAAUACGAUAUAAUAAUGUCAGAUUUCUUAGUUUAUAUCUGAUAUGUGCGAAACAGUGUGAAUAACCGGUCAGACGUUAUUUUAAAGUUAUUUAAAUGCACUAUUGGUCUACUAAAAGCAGGUCAGGAAGUAACUUUGCAUACAUAAGAUGGCAUUUGAUAAUUAAAUAUCAGUGCUAAACGCAGCCCAAUUUUUUUCUGUGUUGUUAUUAUUUAACGUAACCUAAGCACAUGUUUCAUUCAUUUUUUUUGUUGCCCAUUUAACCAAAUUUUUUUAUUUUCGAUAUAAUUAAGCUAAGCAUUUUGUACGUAUUUAAUUUGUAUUUAGAGCUAAAGACUACAGUUUUUCAAUUUAUGAAUUUUUUAUAUGUAUUUGUAUAAGAGAAGCGCAAAUAAACGCACGACGCAUUUAAAAAACGAGUUCUACACAAAUACACAAACACUCCCCAAUA
This is a messenger RNA of Drosophila erecta, 1146 nucleotides long. RefSeq lists its product as uncharacterized. NCBI's taxonomy places the organism in Eukaryota, Metazoa, Arthropoda, Insecta, Diptera, Drosophilidae. The record is from RefSeq and is a predicted model, not a curated record. Bases 209 to 442 code for a protein of 77 amino acids. The transcript has a single exon.